AUGUUUUGCAAUUAUUACCCUUUGGAUCAAGUAGCUUGUGUCCAAAAGACAAAAGGGAUUUCAUGUAAUUCUGAUAUCAAAUAUAGGUUAAUUCAAUUAUUUUGAAAAUGCUUGUGUGGAAAUAAAGAGUACAGAUUUAGGAUGUAUUCCUAAUUUGAAUUAAUAAGCUUGUUUGUAAUAAUAAAGAAAUAUAGAUGGUUAGGAAGUGAAAUGUAUGUUUGAUGCUUAAAUUAGGUUUUUUUAGAACAAGGUGUAUUAAUGCAAAUUAAUCUCAUUUGAGGAAUUUAGAUUGUGAAUCAAACUUUUCAAUAUUUGCUUGUGUUAAUUUAUAUAGAAAAAAUUGUAUUUGGUCAAAUAACACCUGUGUUUCAUACUAGAGUGAAAUAAAAAAGGGAGAGAAUUGCGAAACUAUCUUUAAUGCUCCGGUUACACCACGUCUAUGUGCUUAGAUUCAAGAUCUAUAAUGUAAAUAUGGAGAAUAAGCGAUAGGUUAUAAUAACGGUUUCUAAAGCGGAUAUUUUUGUUAGUCAGUAUCAGAUUAACAACUUCAAUAGCUUACAUGUAAUACCUUAGGACUAAAUAAAGAUGCUUGUAUUGGUAUACAAACAAAAGGAUAAAGAUGUAAUGAAAAAAAAAAAUAUAUUAGGCAUUUUUAUAAAUAACAUAUGUAGAAAUUUCUAAGUAGAAGAUGAAAUAAGUUGUUUAAGUUAUAUAAAUAAAGAAGCAUGUUUUAGUAUUUCAAAUCCAUCAUUACUUUGUGUUUGGAAUAAUAAGGGUUGUUAAAAUUAUUUGAUUUAAAGUGAAGAUAAUUGUGAAAAGUUAAAAAAUGUAAAUUCUAGUGUAUGCAGAGCUAUGCCUAUAUAUUGUUUUUAUGAUGAAAAAAAUCAUUAAUGUUAAUCUCCAAUAUCCAAUUUAAAAUAGACUUGCUCAACAAAAGGAAUUAAUUAAAUUGGUUGUUUAAGUAUAAAGAAUUAAAAAUGUAAUUAUACUAAUAAUUAAUUAUUUAGGUAUUUAUAUUAGAGAAGAAGGAUGUUAGGAAUUAAGAGAUGAUCAAUUAAAUAAAAUAAGUUGUUCUGAUUCUAUAAAUGAAGAUGCUUGUAUUAAUGUUACUACUCCAUUUUAAUAUUGUUAAUGGAAUGGAUAAAAAUGUUUAAGAAUUCCUUUGAAUUAAGAUUUAGAUUGUCCAUUGCCAGAAGAGAAUGGAAAAUUUUAUUAAGUAAAUGGAAAUGUGUGUUAAGCAAUAUCAAAAUAGAAUAUAGGAUGUAAAUAUAACUAAACAACUAAACUUUGUGAGAGAAGUAAUGGAUAAGAGAUCUGUACAACUCCUUAUCUUAAUUUAUCAGCUUGUGUUUAAAUUUCUUAAGCUAUGACAUGUAUUUGGAAGGAAGAAUUUAGCAAAUGUGAAGUAGUUAAUAUAAUAGAUUAAAUAACAAAAUGCAAUGAUUUAAAAUAUUCAAAUCCGCAAGCAUGCUCUUAGAUUUCUGAAUUUAUAAAUAAUAAGGCUGUAGGAUGUUAUUUUAAUAGUAAUACUUAACAAUGUGAUGUUAUAAACUAGAAUAAUUUAGCAGAUAUGGAAUGUUUAUAAUUAGGAUUAAACAAAUAUGGAUGCACAAUGAUUACAAAAAUUGGAGAAAGAUGUAGAUGGUUUAGAGGAUAAUGUACUAGUAUUAGAAGUAAAGAAUAAAUAGCUUAAAUUUCAUGUAUUGAACUUAAAUAUGUAAAUCCUGGAACUUGUGGCCUUGUUACUUUUAAUAAAGAGGUGUGUAAAUAUAGUAUUGAUGGUUAUGGAUGCGUUAAUAGUAUUAAUUCGAGUGAGACUGGAGAUUAUUGUAAUACAUUAGGUUUGAAUUCUUUUGCUUGUUCUUAAAUUACAAGAAAUGUUGAAGGGUGUUAUUUUGAUAAAAUUAAUAAUGUCUGUAUAUUAGCUCCUGAUAAGAAAUCAUCAGAUGAAAGUGUUUUAGCUGCAUCAAAAUUAUUAUUAACAACUGCAAAAUGUUUAGCAAGUUCUCCAACAUAGAAUAUUUGUAUUUCUAUAGAAACUUUAGGUGAAUAAUGUACUUGGAAUUAUAGAACAAGUGGAUGUGAUUAUUAGUAUGUUUAAUUUAAUGAGAAAUGCUUAGAUUAUAAUACAGGAGAGAAAUAAAAAACUAUUCCUGGUAUUAGGAUUUCUGUAAAUGCCAAUGUUUGUGCAAGUAUUCUAAUGAAUUUUGUAAUUUUAAUUAUAAUUAUUAUUUAGCCUAAUAAAGAUCCAAUAGUGACAACAAAGAUAGAAGAUCCUUUAAGAGGUUAUUGUUAAUUUGAUGGCAAAGGAAAUUGCAUAAAGUUUUUGUAAACACCUUGUAUUACUAAAUGUUGUACAGAGUUAGUAGGAAUAAAUGCUCAUGUUUGUAGUAGAUUUACAACAGGCACUUAUUGUUAUUUUAAUGAAUUUAAUAAGUGUGUAGAAUUAACAGAUUAAAUUGUUGAUAUAAGUUCUAUUUAAGCUAUAAAAGACUACUAUAAUUUCAAAUAAUAUAAAUGUUCAUCAAUGAAUAAAAAUUCAUGUUGGAUGAUUGAUUGGUCUCCUACUUAAUAAUGUUAUUGGGAUGGACUUGUUUGUACAUAAUUUAAUUUUAGUGACUAUCCUACAUUUGUAUUUUUAGAUAGACGUUAUGGAAUGAAUAGAUAUGGAUGUUAAGGAAUUGAAGGAGAUAAAACCAAACCAUAUCUAAUGAAAUACUUUAAAUAUAAUUCAGAUAAUUUUUGUGUUGAUUAUCCAAUUGAAUUGACAACUUGUGAAACAGAAGGAAUCAACUCUAAUGUUUGUUUAGGUUAUUCAUCUAAUCUUUAUUGUAAAUGGGAUAAAAUUAAUUUAUAAUGUGUCACUAUUGAUGAUUAUUUAUCAUUAUAUACAUGCAAUGAAAAUCAAAAUGAAAAAGCUUGUAUUGCUAAUCCUUAUGCUCCAUGUGCCUUCCUUAAAUCUACUGAUAAAUGCAUCACUAGUCCUUAGGAUAUUAAUUGUUCAGAUUUUAAUUUAGGUUAAGUCUAUGAAGGAUUAGUGAAUGAAAAAGCUUGUUAAAAUAUCACUAAAGGUGGAUAAAUAUGUGAAUAUAAUUCAAUUUUAAAAAAAUGCUAAUCUAUAACUAAAGCUUAAUAAUAAAGUUGUGAUUUACCUGGUAUUAAUUCAAUUGGAUGUUAUUCAAUUACUACUGCAAAUUGCAGAUGGGAUCCAAUAAAUUUAAAUUGUUAUGAAGAAGGAGAUGUUGAUGCUAUCAAUACAUUAAAAUGCACUUAGAAUGUUAAUAAAUAGUUAUGUUUAUCACUAUUAAAUGAUAAUUGUGAAUGGUCAAUAACUGAUAUGAAAUGUUCAUAAGUAGAAUAACUGAAAUUUGUUAAAAGUGAAACAUAUUAUAAUGCAUAAGCAUGUACAAACUUAGUAGGAGAUGCUUAUUAUUUUUCAUCCACUAUCACUAAUAGUAUUAUAACAACUUAAUGUUAGAAAUUAACUACAUUUAUUAAUAAAUGCACAUAAUAUGCAAUGAAUAAAUAAGCUUGUUUAUUAAACACUAGAGGAUAUAAAUGUAUAUUUGAUCCAACUCAAAUUCCUGAAAAAAAAUGUUAAGAUUUCAAAUAAGAAUAAUUAGUAUGUUAAUCAUUACUUUAAAUUAAUAUAGAAAUAUGCAUGAAUAUUCCAUCAUAAUGUUAUUUUGAAGAAUCCUCAUUAAGUUGUAAACAAACUAAAAUUUAAACUAGUGAUAAUUGUUCUACAUUAAUAGUAGAAGGUAUACAUUAUAAUAAAAUCUCUUGUUCAUCUAUAAGUAAAUCAUUAUCUGAUAAAUCUACAAAUGAUACAUUAAGAAUUUGUACUAAAUAACCUAUCUAAAAUAAUGCUUAAUAAUGCUAUUUUGAGAAAUAUUGUUCCUGGGAUGAAACUACAUAUGGAUGUACAUUAUAGAAAAUAGUUUCUGGAUCAUAUUCACCCUCUAAUGGACAAUACGGACCUUCAUGUUCUCUUACUGCCUAAAAAAUUACUUGUUCAAAUAUAUAUUCUAUGGCUCUAUGUUUAGAAAUUGGAGAAGGUUGCUACUUCAAUAUAAAUUAAGGUGGAUGUAAUGCUUAUACUUCUAAUCUAUUUAAAGUUACAGAUUGUACUUAAAUUAAUGGAAGUGAUUGUACAACCAGUAAAACAUAGAAUGCCUAUUGUAAGAAAGUUAUAAAUGAAACUGAUUUAACAUAAAGUUGUGAAUAAGAUCCCGUAAAUUAAGAUUUUUGUGAAAAUGAUACAAAUAUUAUAACUAAAUAAUGUUUGGGGAUAACUAGUCCAACUGAUGGAAGUGAAUGUGCAUAAGCCAGUGAUAUUUGUUAUUUUAAUACUGCAUGUGUUGUUCCAACAUCUUAUGAAACUAUUACUUGUACAAGUCCUGGAGUUAGCAAAUUAUUAUGUUUAUUGUUAGAUCCUCCAUGUGAUUUUUCUUCAGGUUCUUGUACUCCAUUGACAAUUCCAACAUUGAACACUGAUAAAUAAAACUAUUAUUACAUAUGUAAUGAAGUUAAUUUACUAAUUACAAACAAAUCAGAAUAUGCAUGUGGUAAUAUAAAAGCAGCUCCUUGCAAAUAUUAACUUAAUUCAUGUUAAAAUGCUUUUUUUGAAGAAUGUUCUUUAUUAUAAGGUAUUACUGUCUCUGUUAUUGCUUGUAAUUAAUGUAAUGGUUUUCCUACUGUUUAUGAUUAUAGUACUAAUAAAUGUAAUCAAGUUACUCAUUUAAAUUCCAAUUGUGAUAGUCUAAAUAAAACAGAUUGUGAACUUGAUCUUAAAAGUUGUUAUUGGGAUGAUAAAUCCAAAAAAUGUCAUAUUAAUUUAUAUAGAUUAAAUAGAUAAAGUUGUUAAUAGCUAACAUUAUAGAUUUUAGCAAUUUGGGAUGAAAAUAAAAAUUUAUGUGAAAUAAAAACUGAGAAUGAAAUAUAAAGUGUUACUGACUGUUCUAUUUUGAGUAGAAAAGCUUGUUUGAUACCUUCUAAAUCUUGUUGGAUUAGUUCAAUUACUUUAUAAUGUGAAUAUGUUACUUAGAUUAUGGCAAGUUGUAGUUAAAUAAAUGGUUAUGAAGGCUAAAUAUAACAUUGUUUAGUAUCAUUUAAAGAAGCAUGUAAAUGGAAUACAAAUUGUGUAACAGCAAAUCUAGCAUCUGAAGGUUGCAAUGUAAUGAAUAGAUAUGGUUGUCUUAAUAUUAAUAACUCAUAGAAACUUAGUUGUGGUUGGUCAAAUAAUGAUAAAAAAUGUGCAGCUAUUACUAUUAAUUUAGAAUUAGGUUGUAUUAAUUAUCUUCCAAAUGCUUGGUUAAAUUAUUAAUAAGUAAAUCCUUAUGUAUGUGCAUAAUUAACAUUGGGAACUUGUUAUUUAGAUUCUAAUUCUAAUAAAUGUACUACUGUUGGUACUAAGGAUUUAUACUGUAGUCUACAUAAAGGUAUCAAUAAAUUGGCUUGCCUAAUAAGUACAAAAGAUAGUUGUAAAUUUGAUUCAGAAUUUUCUUAAUGUAUUCCUACAAAUACUGAAGAUUAAUAAUGUUCAGAUUUAUAAAACACUGGAUCAUGCUGCUUAAAUACAUUAAAUUAAGUAGCAUGUUUAUCUAUGCCAAAUGCUUAUUGCAAAUUCUAUUUAAAUGUUUGUUCAUCCUUUUUUGUAUUGGAUAAGCUGACUGUAGGACUUGCAAGCUUACCUUUACCAGAAAAAAUGUAAAUAUCUCCUAAUAUUUGCAAUUAUUAUAAUAAUAAUAUUUCUGGAGCCUAUUUUAUUUAUGAUCCAGUUAGACUUUAAUGUGUUAAUAUUGAUAAACCUAGUCCAUCUAAAUAUUUUGCUUUAUGUAGAUCAAUUUCUCUUAGUCAAAAAGGUUGUUUAGAAAAGACAAUGGAAUAUUGUAAUUAUAUUAGUAUAAAUAUUUAUUAGGUUAAUAUGAUAAUAACUCUUGCAAAGCUAUGACUUUAGAUUUUGUUAAACAACAAACAUAAUGUAGUUAAGCAUACAAUUGGAAAGCUUGUAUAUCUAUCAAUGCGUUUUGUAAAUUUUAAGGAGGAUAAUGUAUUCCAAUUUAAUAAACUGAUACAUGUUCUAAUUUGACUAAUGCAAUUGUUGGUCCAUAAGUUUGUGCUUAAUUUCCUACACCAUGCAAAUACAAUACAUUAACUUAUUCCUGUAUUGUUGUAAUUCUGAAAAUAGAAAAAUGUUCAUCUCUUGGAUUAAGUAAAUCUGGUUGUUUAUCUUAUACAUCUUCAUCUUUCUGCAUUUUUGAUGCACUUACUUUUAAAUGUACUUCCACUUAUGAUAAUUCACUUCCUUGUACAGAUACAAGUAUUCCUAAAAAGUGGUUUGUCAAUCAAACAAAAUGCUUAUUUAUUAAAACUUCAGGAAAUGUAUAUAUACAUAUAUUUAUAAUAGUAUUGUUAAUUUACUCCUGGAGAUUAAGGAGAAUGUACAGAUAUUCCAAGUAAUCUAUUCACUGGUGCAUGUUUGGUACCUAGUAUUGAAACUAAUCCUAUUACUUGCACAAGAGCAAUAAAUGAAGUUUGCUAUUAUAAUUAAAUUACAUAAAGAUGUGCUAUUGGAGAUGUAAAUAUUAUCCCAUGGAAUCUUGGAUUUUCAUUUAAUAAAUUGGCUUGUUUAAGAUAUAAUAAUCUUUUGUUUUAAAUAAAAUUAAUUUGGGAUGAUGAAAAAGGUUGUAUUGAAUUAACAGUGAAUGAUUUAGCCAAUAUUUAAUGUAAUUCUCCAGUAAAUAGAUUGGCAUGUGUUUCAAUUACUAAUCCAACUCAAUUUUGUUAAUUCAAUAUUGCUACAUUUAAAUGUGAAUCUUAUGAUUACAUUAUCCCACCUAAAGAUAGUAAAGCAUGUGCUUUACUUUCUAAUGUAAAUAGAUUUGAAUUUUGUUAAUAUUCAAGUGAGUCAUGUGUCUAUAAUUCAUCCUCACGUAAUUGUGUUUCAGUAUCACCUACUAAUAUAAAUAAUCCAGGAGAUUGUUUCAAUAUAGGAAUGAGUAAAUUAAUGUGCCAACAAUUUUCUAGUUAAUGCUAAUUUAAUGAUUCUAGACGUUUUUGUUAUGGAGGAAAUAUAUUUUGUAAUAAUAAUACUCCAUCUACUUGUAAAGAUGUUAAAACUGAGCCUUGUUGGAUUGUUAAUGAAUUAUGUUAAGGUAUCAGUUUUGAAGAUCUUAAUACUAUUGAUUGUGAGGAUGUUGUUAAUUAAUAAGGUUGUACUUCUAUUACAAAUCCAUCAAAAGUAUGUCAAUAUAAUAUCUAAACUUCUACAUGUAAUGAAGUAAUCUCACUUACUAAUACAUGUGCAUCAUAUAGUAAUGUUAAUACAAAUAGAGCAUGUGAAUAAACUAUUGAUACUGCUUGUAAAUUUGAUUUCUUAGCUAAAUCUUGUAAAGAAGUAUCUUUAACAGAUGUAUUUGAAUGUGAUCGAGGAUUAAAUUAUAAAGCUUGUAUAACAUAUACAAGACCUUCAUUAUAAUGUAAAUUUGGUAAAUAUUGUUAUGGUCCUACAUCUGGAAUUACAGCAUGUGCAAAUUCAUUAAAUAAAGAAGUAUGUUUGAAUUUCAUUUAUUAAUGCACUUGGGAUCCCAUAAAUUCAUUGUGUACUGAUUAUAAUUUAAAUGGAUAAACUUGUUAAUAACUUUAAGAUCAAAAAAUUGUUGUAUCUAGUUAAGUUUGUUAUAAUGCUUAAGUUUCAGAUGGAAAUGCAUGUGUUUUUGAUGUAUAUACAUUUACAUGUAAAGUUAUCUAACCAAAAUCAUGUUUUGAACUUGAAUCAUAACAUUAAUGUCAAUAAUAAAAUGAAUUACCAUGUUUAUGGUUAAAUGGUGCCUGUUAAUUAUUUUAAGCAAUUUCAACUGAUACUUGUUUAAAUGUUGGAAAUUUAGGAUCUAAAAAUGCUUGUUUAAGUAUUUUUAGAAAAGGAUAAUUUUGUCAAUAUCAAAAUUUAAAUUGUAUAUCAUAUAAAGAAAAUUAUGAAGCCAAUAAUUGUUUAGAUAACAUUAAUAAAAUAGCAUGUAUCUCUCAAUAAACUAGUUCUUGUAUAUGGAAAACUACUCAAAAAGAAAUUUACAUAAAUAAUUCUUAAAAAAUAUAGAUUUUAUUGGGAUCAUGUACAAAAUUUGAAAGUCCCAAUAAUUAUGAUUGUGAUAAUACUCUUAGUUAUUUAUCAUGUCUAUCAAUAUCCAAAUAUGGUUAACAUUGUAGAUGGAUCAAAGGAGAAUGUUAAAGUAUAGAAUAAAUAACAGGAAUAGUUAUCAAUUAUAAUACAUAUUAAUUAAUAAAUUAAAAUGCUUGUGGACUUGUUAAUCAGGAUAAUGUUCGAUAUUUAGAUUAAACAAAGUCAUGUUAAUUAAUUAAAAAUAAUGAAACAAUUACUUGUAAAUGUGGUAAGGAAACAAAAGGAUUAAAUAAAGGUGCUUGUUUGAGUAUUAAGAAUGAAAAUUGUAAAUGGAUUCCUUCUUAAUCAAGAUGUGCAGAAUAUUUGAGUUUAUGUGAUAUUAAAUGA
This is a messenger RNA of Paramecium pentaurelia, 8509 nucleotides long. The record is from the annotation of a GenBank genome assembly. Lineage: Eukaryota; Ciliophora; Oligohymenophorea; Peniculida; Parameciidae.